GUUGCCAGAUGACCGCCUAUAACAGGAAUCGAUAGUUCAGCGCUCGUGCCGAUUACUCGUGUUUUGAGCCGCUGCUGCCACCACUGGCGCAGACCGUUUUCACGAAUAUAUUUUUUAUUUUGCGAACGUAAAGUGCUGAAAACUAUUCCGCAAAUUGCCAUUAAGACUUUCCGCGACGACGACAGGUGCACGAGAGUGAUAAAUGCGCUAGCAGUGUGCUCACAUAGCGAUUAAAUCGGGCCAAAGGCAGCGCAUCUCCCCGGCCAUCACACAUACAUACACUCAUACACACGGCGAAAAGACGCUGCGCGAGUGUGUGUGUGCUCCUGUAGACAAUCGACUUGCGUGGUGCCGGGUUACAUAUUUUUAUUGGAUUUUUGACUCGCCCUCGCUGCGCUAGAAAACAAAUGUGCCUGGCCUAAAGUCGGGCCACGAAUUGGCGGCAGUGCACCGAAAUUCCCGCAGGACUCUAAUCACGAAAACGCAGCCAAGAUGAUGUUCACUGGCACCAACCAGCAGCAGGACACGCGGUUCAGCGACAAGGAGAAGAAGCUGAUGAAGCAAAUGAAGUUCGGCGAUUGCCUGAACAAGAGGGUGGACAUGUCAAAAGUCAAGCUGGACGUACUGCGUCCGUGGAUCAGCAAGAAAAUCACCGAUAUCCUGCACAUCGAGGACGACGUGGUCGUCGAGUUUGUCUACAAUCAGCUGGAGGAGGAGAAGUAUCCGUGCCCCAAGAAGAUGCAGAUCAAUAUGACGGGCUUCUUGAACGGCCGCAAUGCCCGCCAGUUUAUGGGUGAACUGUGGGCCCUGCUGCUCUCUGCCCAGGAUAGCGAUUCCGGUAUACCGGCAGAGUUUAUACAGCAGAAAAAGGACGAGAUACUCAAAAGGGAGGAGGAGCAGCGACAGCGGGAUCGAUCGAAAUCCCGUUCGCGAUCCCGCUCCCAGCGGGCCAGUUCUAGGCGAGAUCGCCAGCGUGACCGCUCCAAAUCCAAGUCCCGCUCCAGAUCCCGCUCAUUGAAGCCGGCCAACAACAACGGUUCGGUGCCCAGUGCCGCACGAGAGGCGGCCGCCAAUGCGGCUGCCAAAAUUCGUAAACGCGGCUCCACCUCCGCCGCGCGUCCCGGCUCCAGAGAGCGGAGACCCAGCCGACGACCACGUUCGCGCUCUAAUCAGGGUUCCCGUUCCCGCUCGCGAACCGCUGGCAAAAAGACGGGCUCAGUGGAGCCCGCACCCGCCAAGACUGUCAACGGCCGUCAUUCGACGGACAAGUCCUCGCCGGUACCGCCGGCCUCCAAGAACAAGUCGCGCUCCCGCUCGCGUUCUCGGUCGCCGCGCAGUCGAUCUCGAUCGCCCAGCGCCAAGCGUUCACGUUCCCGCAGUUCCUCGCGACGUAGUCGCCGACGAGGACGCUCCAGCAGCAUAUCGCUGUCGCCGGAGCGCAACCAAGAUCACUUUGAGCACCGGCGCAACAAGAACAGCGUGCAGAACAAGCGGCAAUAUCGCAACAAUCGCGGCGACUCGGCUAGUUCUAUGGAGCGCGGUAACGAUCGAGGCAGACAGUUUGGCGGCGGUGGAGGUGGCCGUCGAGGUGGCAGACGUUUCUCACCGCGUGGACGCAGUCCCAUGCGACAGGAUAAUGGAGGAGGUGGCGGAGGCAACGGCGGAGGCAAUCGCUUUCAGCGAUCCAAUUCGCGUCGUCGGUCGAGAUCCCGGCGGCUAUCACGCUCGCCCAUGCGGUACUCUCGCUCUCCAAGACGCUUUAACAACCGUCGGCGUUCGCCCAUGAUGAACUUUAGAGGUGGAGGACGUGGAGGCGGACGUGGCGGCGGACAUCGCCAGAUGUGGCAGCAUCGCGGCGGAUCGCCCAACUUCCGCGGUGGCGGGCGCAUCCACUGGCAGGCCAGACACAGUCCUGGCGGCGGAGGGCGUGGAGGUGGCGGCGGAAUGGGUCGCUUCGACAGACGCCAGUCGCCGCAACAGAAUCGCUAUAAUCGCGACCACCGCCACCAGUCGCCAAUGCAGCAGAACCAGCCGUUCCGCAAGCAAUUCUCCCCGCAUCAGGGGCCGGGACGUCGCUUCUCGUCGCCGCAGCAGCGUCGAAACUCAAGAGAUCGUCGCCCGAACUCGAGGGAACGGCGCAGCUCACCGGGUGGUGGCGGUCACAUGAACCGAUGGGACAACCAGCCGCCUCCCCGAAAUCGGCGCUCAUCAUCGGGAAGCUCGGCAGGUGGACGGCAGCAGCGACAGCGCAGCGCCAGUCCGCCGGAGAAACGGGGUCGUAGCCAUAGCCGCAGUCGCAGCCUCAGUCGCCAACGAAGCCGUAGUCGCUCCAGUUCGCGACGCAACCGCAAGCGGGAGAGUCCAGUUGGACGCUCUUCGGUGGAGUAUGCUGGCCCGGCGGUCAACACCAUCGAUCUCUGUCGGGAGGAGCAGCAGCGCAAAAACAAGCCAGAAACCAUCAUAGUGUUGGACGAGGGUCCAGCCGUGCGCAGCAGCUACGCCAGCCUGUCCCGCACGCCCUCACCGUUCCUUAAGCCCCACGAGCGUCUAGCCGCAGCCAAGGCAGCUGCUGCUGCGUCUGCGGCGGUACCAAAGAAAUCCCGCGAUCAGAGCCAGAGCAGCAGUUCGGACAGCAGCGCCGAGAGCGAUGACAGCGAGGAGCAACCGCGUCGUAAGAAGCAGUCAGCCAACGUACAGACUUCUAAGGGCAAGAAAGAGAAGGCGCGGCGCAGCUCAGAGAGCUCAACCAGCAGCGAACAGAGUGACGAUGAGGACAACUCCAGUGGGGAUGAGAGGCUCAAGAAAAAGCUGCAGCAACAGAAGGGCAAGGAAGUGGCGGCAUUAAAGGGAAAGGAGAAGGAAAAGGACAAGCGGCGCUCGGACAAGAAGUCCAAGCGGGGUGCAAUGUCCAGCGGCGAUGAGGAGUCGACGAGCAGUCGCAAGCGCGUUCACAAGAAGUCACGUCGGGACGAGGCCGGCGACAACAGCGAUUCCGAGGACGAGCAUGUGCCCAAGAAAAAGCGCAAGAAGGCGAAGAAGGCGGCGGAUUCCAGUGACAGCGAUUCAGAGGCCUCUUCCAAGCGCAAGAAGCAUAAGAAACACAAGAAGCACGGCAAGAAGAGCAAGAAGCAUAAGAAGCACAAGCGGAAGAGCAGUGCCGGCAAGUCGCGGGCGGACAGCAGUUCCCAGGGCAGCAGCGAUGAGGAUGAGCAGCCGCCGACGGGUGCGGCAAGGCGGAAUGGAAACGCAGGCAAGCUGCCCAUUCUGCUGCCGGGCGCCUCCGGACCCGGCGUCAUCAACGAGGACCUCGAGAAGCAGCUGCGGGAACGGGCCCUCAAAUCGAUGAAGAAGCUGGACUGAACGACACGAGCGACUUUGUGCGUGAAUGAUUGCCCACUUUAGUCCCACAUAACUGACCCUCAAAUCAUCCAUUCAUCUUGAAUCGCAAAUCGCGAGUGGUAAAACGUGAAUCGUGAAUAGUGAAUCGCUCGCCCUCACAGACAGACGUACGUAGCCAGUAACAUAGAAGUAUACAUUUAAACCAACUAAACAUUCAUCAAUUGCAUACAUUGUAUUUCUUAAAGUGUAUUUCACAUACCGUUAAGUUCUUUCGCCUAACAAAAACAGUAGCGAUUUAAUUAGAGAGCCAACAUUAAGCGAUUGAAUACAGUUUGUAUUAUGUACAAAAAAAAUGAGAAACUGA
Drosophila erecta is the source of this 3703-nucleotide messenger RNA. RefSeq names its product serine/arginine repetitive matrix protein 1 (gene Srrm1). The transcript has 4 exons. Gene Ontology annotation, cellular component: spliceosomal complex. Bases 493 to 3360 code for a protein of 955 amino acids. Lineage: Eukaryota; Metazoa; Arthropoda; Insecta; Diptera; Drosophilidae. Gene Ontology annotation, biological process: mRNA processing; regulation of mRNA splicing, via spliceosome. Gene Ontology annotation, molecular function: RNA binding. The record is from RefSeq and is a predicted model, not a curated record.